AUGUGGCCUGGCCAGGCCAUGACCCUCAAGGUCAAGAAGGUCGUCCACCACGAGAAGAGCAAGUACCAGGAUGUUCUCAUCUUCGAGUCCACCGACUACGGCAUGGUCCUGGUCUUGGACAACGCCGUCCAGGCCACCGAGCGUGAUGAGUUCUCCUACCAGGAGAUGAUUACUCACCUGGCCUUGAACUCCCACCCCAACCCCAAGAAGGUUCUCGUCAUCGGCGGUGGUGACGGCGGUGUCCUCCGUGAGGUCGUCAAGCACGAGUGCGUCGAGGAGGCCAUCCUCUGCGACAUUGACGAGGCUGUCAUCCGUCUCUCUAAGCAGUACCUCCCCGGCAUGGCCGUUGGCUUCGACCACCCCAAGUCCAAGACCCACGUCGGUGACGGCUUCAAGUUCCUCGCUGACUACAAGAACUCCUUCGACGUCAUCAUCACCGACUCCUCUGACCCCGAGGGUCCCGCCGAGGCCCUUUUCCAGAAGCCUUACUUCCAGCUCCUCCACGACGCCCUGCGUGAGGGCGGUGUCAUUACUACCCAAGGUUGUACGUUUCCAUUUGUCAAAGAUAAUCAUGGGGAUCAAGGAAGUAUCAGGCUUGGGGAAUGUAACAGCAGGCACCCGAGUUGCCUGCUUUCUUCUCCAGCCUAUCCUCGAUUCGUCCCAUGA
Molecule: messenger RNA, 666 nt
Organism: Colletotrichum truncatum
Lineage: Eukaryota; Fungi; Ascomycota; Sordariomycetes; Glomerellales; Glomerellaceae
Product: spermidine synthase
Molecular function (GO): catalytic activity
Source: RefSeq, a predicted model, not a curated record